This is a messenger RNA of Acanthosepion pharaonis, 1524 nucleotides long. The record is from the annotation of a GenBank genome assembly. NCBI's taxonomy places the organism in Eukaryota, Metazoa, Mollusca, Cephalopoda, Sepiida, Sepiidae.
AUGUAUACCUCCUUUCCUUCUGUUCAUUCAUUCUUUACAUUUAAUUUACUUUACUUUCCUUUAUUCUUCUCUUCAUUUCGUUCACAAAGUUUAUCAUUUUACAACGCUUUCUUUUUCUUUCUUUCUUUCUUUCUUUCUUUCUUUCUUUCUUUCUUUCUCAUUUUUUACUUGAUUUCUGUUUCCUUUACUUCACUUUCUUUCUUUCUUUCUUUCUUUCUUUCUUUCUUUCUUUCUUUCUUUCUUCUUCACUUUCUUCCUUUCUUUCUUUCUUUCUUUCUUUCUUUCUUUCUUUCUUUUCGUUUCAGCAUUUUGCCUUGUCUUUCUCUUUCUUUCUCUGAUUUCUUUGUUUCUUUUGCUUCACUUUCUUUCUUUCUUUCUUUCUGUCUUUCUUUCUCGUUCUUUUCCAUCCUUUCCUAUUUCUUUCUUCCUCGAUCUUUUCCAUUCUUUUUCUCUUUCUUUCUUUCUUUCUUUCUUUCUUUCCUUCUUUCUUCUUGUUUCAUCAUUUUUCCUUCUUGUCUUUCUGUUUCUUUCCCUGAUUUCUUUCAUUCAUUAGCUUUACUUUCUUUCUUUCUUUCUUUCUUUCUUUCUUUCUUUCUUUCUUUCUUUCUUUCUUUCUUUUCUCGUAUUUUCCUCUUUCUUUUUCCCUUGAUUUCAUUUUUUCUCUUGUUUUCCUCUUUUUUCCUUAUUUUCCUCCAUCUUUUUUUUACCUUGAUUUCUUCUUUCUUCAUUGUUUUCCUCUUUCUUUUAUCCCUUGUUUACCUUUUGCUUUUUAACUCUUUCUUUAUUCUUCGUAUUCUCCUAACCUUUUUCCCUUGUUUUUCUAUUAUAUUUUUCCUUUUUUCCUCUUUCUUUUAUUUUUCCACUUGUUUUUCUCUUUAUUUUCCUCUUCAUUUUUCCUUGAUUUCCUUUUCUUCUUUUUUCCUUUCCCCCUUUUUUCCUUUUUCUUUUUUUCUUAGUGUUCCCCUUUGUUUACCUUCCUUUCAUUUUUCCAUUGUUUUCCCGUUCUUUAUUUCUUAUUUUCCUCUUUAUUUUUUCCAUUUGUUAUCGCCGUCCUUUUCCCCAUUGUUUUCACCUUUCGUCUUUGCCUUGUUUUUUCUCUUUUUUCCAGUUGUUAUCCUCUAUUUUUUAACCUUGUUACCCCUUUCUUUUUUUCUCUCUUUUUUUCCUGUUUCUUUUCCUUUGUUUGCCGUUUUUUUUGCCAUUGUUUUACCCUUUCUUUAUUCCGUAUUUUUCUAUUUCUUUUUCCAUUUUUCUCCAUCGUUUUCCUCUGAUUUUUUCGCUUGUUUUCCUCUUUUAUCUUGUUUUCCUCUUUCUUUUUCCCUUAAUUUUCUCUUUCUUUCCCCUUGCUUUCCUCUUUCUUUUUCCCUUAAUUUUCUCUUUCUUUCCCCUUGUUUUUCGCUUUCUUUUUCCCCUUAUUCUUCUCUUUUUUUCGUUAUUUUUCUCUUUCUUUUCACCUCGAUACCCUCUUUCUUUUUCCCUUUUUUUCCUCUUUUUUCCUUAUUUUCCUCUUUCAUUUUCCCUUGA